UAUUACCUUUCAUACAGAGUACUUAUUACUCUAUAUCUAUUUCACAUGCGGUGUUGCUGAGUGCCGUUGAGUUAAUGUUCUUAAUUCCUUUGUCUAACAACCUUUUACAUACACUGAGUCUCAUGGAACUACAGUAGAGGACAGGAGCUCUGUAUUUGUGUGGAGUAACUAUGAAGGUUCUUCCUCAACUCAGAGCCAACUUCACACAGAGCCUUGCUAUUGCUAUCCAAACAACGUCUACAUUCACACAGAGAGCUCAUGGCUGACUUCACCACCUGCCACUGGCCUCACCACAGAGGAAACCUAAGUGCUAUUCACACUGUGUACUCAUUUUUUGUUUCAUAAAGGGAUUGUGUGGUGUGACCACUUUGCUCUGACAGUAUUACAUCUCACCUUAUUUCUCCAAAGGCAUUUUUAGGAGAAAUAACUGAGAAACAUUUUGAGACAAAAGAGAAACUAAAAUGAGGCUGAGAUGAGAAUCUCAAAAUAUUGUCUUUUGAGCUGUAGAAGAGAAAGCUUUGAGCAAGAAAAUGUUCUUCUGGGUAUGCUGUUUUUCAACGUUUUUGUAAGUCUCAGAUGUCCCACAAUAGUGUUUUGGAAGUGUAUUGCUAAAAAUCUAGCCUUAAUGUUAGUUUAGAAGUUCUUUUUGUGAGCCAUACUGAGAACACACCAUUUUGUGUCUCUGUAGCCUUAAUGCUAAUGAGCUGCGUGUGAAUGCCUGUCUUUUAUAAUUCUAUUGUCCUUUUUACCCACUUUUUUUCAUAUGCACUGUAACUGUGCACUUGUUCAACGUAAUAGAUGCUAUUGAUGCUAGUGUUGAUGAAAUACAACAUAACAUUAAGGUGUGGGGUAAGAUACAAAUGUUAGCAACACUAUGUGGGCUACAGUACAUUGCAGUCACAUUGGUUAGUCUAUUUGCUGAAGUAAAACGAUGAUCAAACUUACAGCUCCCAAGUCUGUAGCUGACUGUUGGCAGAGCUCCAGGCUUUACUUUAAGAUGUGUAGCGAAGCCUGCGUUUUCACAAAAUGGUGGGCGUAUAGGGGGGCAGGCUCAUUUAGCUAGCUGGUGGGUCAGAGUCGUUGUCAUGUCUCUGAAGGAGGUUUUUUGCUUAUGACGUCAUGAAAACUAAGAACUUUAAUAUUGAGCGCUUCUUCUUUCAAAAGUGUAGCAAACAGUUGAGGAAGAUGAUAGAUUUUUGUCACAUUCGGCGGUCAUUAACAUUUUACUUUAUAAAAUCAUUAAAAAGUCAAUUUACCAUAACAGGGGGCCUUUUUUAAAGCUAGUCAAAAGUGUGCAUGAAGAAUAUGGUGUCCACUAAGUGAGCAUUGUUGAUUUUAAACUAUUCCUUUUAAUAUUGUAUGUUAGCCGUAAAUGAAUAAUUGUAUAGUCAUUGUUUUUGGAUUGUAAACUAAUCUGUCGACUGCGUUUCCUCCUGAGUUGAAAUUUGCUUUCAUCAUGGACAUUCAAUAAUAACGUUAUAUAGUUUCCUAAUGACUUUUGGCAGCUUGUGGUUGCAUUUCCCAUGGGGAGCAUUUGAUGUGGGCUUUCCCUUGAGAGCUGCAACAAAUCAUCAUCCAUCAGCACAAUGGCAGCUACCACCAUCCAAGAGUAACAACACAGCAUAGUCAACCUCGCAACUUGUUUAUUUUUCAGUUGGGCUACAUGUCCCUCCAUUGUUUCUCAGGGUCCAUGGGGACUACCAUCAUACGGUUUCUCCUUGUUCCCCAUCUCCUGGACAUACAGUGCACAUUAAGGCACAUCUACAGAGGAGAACUUCCCUAAUAUAUUGACCACCAAUAAAUGAAUAUUUCACAAUGCAAUACACUGCAUGGCUUCAAGUCAAAUGUCUGAAGAGGUACACCACUGUAAAAAGUUUGGGAACCACUGAUAUAGACUAAUUUAAAAGAACCUGUAAUGUCAGUUGGUCCAGUUAGGAAAAAUUUAAUUGGUUCAGGUCUGAGAUGAGGCUGGUCCCUGAGGGAGCAUGUGUAUGAUGCCCUAAUUUAUACGCUUGGAAUUGAUGUCAGAGAUCACUAUACUGUACAGCCAUUAAGACAUUUCAAUCUAGUUUGACGUAUUUAAAUAUUAGAAUGCAUUACUUGGUACCUGGUUAUUAUUAUUUAUAGUAGAUACGCACAAAUUUUUGACUCAGCAUUCAUGGGUCAUGGGCCCUCAAUUUGCAACGUUUUGGUAAAGAAAAAAAGCUGCAAACGUUUCUCCCAAAAAAGGCUCUUUUUUACUUUACAUUUAAUUUACGUUGGAUUUAUAUUCAUUCCCACACUCCAAGUCGAUUAGCGCUCACAUUUCAGCACUGCAACCAUUUGAAAUGAAACUUGGCUAUAGAUUAAUCAGUGUACAGCUUUUAUAGCAGUAUAGAUUUACUAUACACUGAAAAGGACUCAACAUACAGCCAUUAUUGUCUAAAUAGUAAUAGUACUAAUAAAUAAAUAAUAGCCACAAGCGAUUGCCAAGAUAAUUGUGUCUUGCCUACAGUCACGCAUGUUAGUGCUAGAGUCAUAGUUUGGGGCUGCAUGAAUGCUGCUGACUUUCAUUGAUGGAAACAUGAAUUCCAACAUGUACUGUGCCAUUAUGAAGCGGCUCAUGAUCCUCUCCCGUUGGAAAGUGUUUUCCAACAUGAUAAGGAUCCCAUACGUGCCUCCAAGAUGACAAGUGUCUUGCUGAGGAAACUGACGGUGAAGGUGAUGGAGUGGCCAAGCUUGUCUCCAGACCUGAACCCAACUGAGCACCUGUGGGGAAAUCCUAAAGCGGAAGGAAGGUGGAUGAGUGCAAGGUGUUCAACAUCUACCAGCUCUGUGACAUUAUCAUGGGGGAGUGGAAGAGGAUUCUAGUAACAACCCGUGCAGCUCUGGUGAAUUCCAUGCCCAAGAAGUUUAAGGCAGUGGUAGGGAACAAUGGUGCUCACACUAAUAAAUAUUGACACUUUGGACAUGUUGACUGUGAGGUGUACUCACUUGUGUUGUGACAAUAAUGGCCGGUUGUUUACUUAUUUUCAAAGGAUGGUAAAUAUGCAUAUUUAUCUUUAUAUGUAUAUUUAUCUUUAUCUUAUCCAGUUAUCUAUAACAAUGCUGCUUUCCAAGCUGUACACUGACUACUCUAAAGUAUAUUCAAGUUUAAUUUGUGUAGCAUUGUCCCUUGAGAAGAUGCUGUAAUAAAUGCGAUGAGUGUACUCACUUUUGUGUAGUCACUACUGUAGAUGUUCAGAAGAAAUUAUUGUCUGCUUAUUUUGUACACAAAAAAUAUUGCUUUUGUGUUUGGAUGCACUUUCCAUGAGGAGGGAAUGUGAGUGCAGAUGUGACGUUGAGCUGGGCAAAGUAAAAACAACAAUUGUUCCAAUCACAAGUUUGUCUUGGUUGUCAUGAUGUCAUCAGUAAAGCUUCUUUGGUCCCUGAGCUGCUGCAAGCUAUGUUCAGUCAUGCUUCCCUUGUUCCCAUUCAACCAUGGCUGUGUUUUUCCUCACAGACUUAUGUCUAUACAUUAAUCACACCAUGCACUGAAAGUCAGGACAUUCUGUGGGAGAGAAAAAGGUUGCACUAUUCUUUGGUCUUUUACUUCCGCAAUUAGCAUUGGCCUUGGAAAAGAUGUAGUUCUCGUAGUGUUCAAUAAUCAGCUUUGGUACUUCAAGGAGCAAUCCCCUUUUUUAGACAAUAUGGCCUCUUUGAAAUUUGUUUUAAUGUGAAUACAGGUUGCUCAUUAUGACGGUAACAAGAAAAGGAUGCAUAUAAUUCACUUUGGUUAAACUUUUUCAAAUACUUCUUAGUCCCAAUCAUUUAUAUUUUUAUAAAUUGAAAAAUGUAUUUUCUUACCUUUUUUUUUAUUAUUUAUGAAGUACAUGUGCCCUAUUCUUCUCCAUGACAAGCUCUCAUACUUUGUUGUAAAAGUCUGAUCACUGUCUGUUGAGCUUGGAUAUACUGUAGAAUCCUCCAUAUUGGCAGACAAGUUAAUUAAUUCACUCAGCAGAGUAGUAAAAUAUAUUUCAUGCAUUUGACUGUUUGCUAAAUCUAGCUCCAGCUGGUGCUGCUGGGAAAAAAUGGGAAAAACUCAUUGGCUUUUGCUCUCUCUGGAAGGACGGCAGCGACACGCACCUUCCAGCUCACGCACGCACGCACUGUUUGUAGAAAGUCAUCGUGUGUGAUAAAUGUUUCUGCAAACAUGUUGGUGAUAUGAUGACAAACAGAAACGGGCACGCACCAUCUGCACUCUGCAGUGAAGUGCAUUCAGACGAUAGGCUCAGCUCGUGCACUUAAACCGAGGGGAGAGAUUCACCGCAGCCUCAUCUCGGCUUUCUGCACUGUAUUUGAUCAGGAAACCUGCAACUUCAGCGAUUUUUUUUACUUAACAAAAUGUUAUUUUUCUUUUUCCUUAAUUAUUCUUUUUUUCAUUAUGCCUCCCCUGAUUGCACGCCACUUAUAUGUCAUGUAAAAAGGAAUGUAGAGAAGUUGACUUAUUCAUUUCAGUACAACCUCCUAACUUGUUAGUCAGACAAUAUUGCAGACAAAUGCGGAACACAUUUACAUAUCAAUGAGAAAACCCUCCUUAAUUCUUAAUGUAUGAGACAAGUAAGUUGACAUAAAUAGUUUGUUGGUAAUUAGUGAACUCAUUUGCAUUGUAGUAAUUUAUAAUUUAUACUUUAUGAAUAUGAAUGCAUUGCAAGAAAUUUACACAAAACUGUUGAGCACGUUUGACUCAGGUGUGCUUUGCUGCUCCAACCUCUAUGUAAGUUCGUAUUAUGAAAUUGUGUAAAGGGUGUGUGAUAAUGAGCGGUACAGCUACUAAGGGUCUACGUAUUUUGUGUGCGUACUGUGCAUGUUUAUGUUGCUCAUCAAUGUGGCUGAUCAGUAUCCUGGGGGUGCUGAGUGGGUCGAUACAGAAGUAGGACGCGGCAUCCGGUGAUGGGUGUAUAAAUGUGCGGGGCUUAUGCCCUCUGCUUCCUGUUUCCUGAUGGAGCCACCUUAAGCAGAAGCUUUUAGACACUCUAUGAAUCACUUUGGUUGACCUUCUGUACCAUAGCUGACACCCUGCAUGAGAAAUAUCGUGGUUCUUCACAGACGGUGAGCAUAAUCUUAUUGGUUGUGGAACUUCUUUCAUUGUUGACUUUUCUAGUGAAGAAUAUUUUCAAGAAGCACAGUAAAGGUCAGUAUGUACUUAAUCCACAAUGAGUUUUCUGCUGUAAAAUUAAGCAAAGUAAACGGUAAUCUUCUGCUCCAAAGGUUUCCAGAUGGACCAACCUCCAUGUUUCUAUGUAGGUCACACAACUGAGUCUAUUGGACAUUGAUCUUUAGCAAAGCAGGUCACAACUGUCAAUCGUGCUUAAUCCUAAAGCUAAAUGACAAGUGCAGGCCAUGGGGUUUUUAUAUAAUUAUUAUGUUAAGGAAUGACUGCAGAUGUUGAUGUAUAGGAGGGAAGGCAGUCAUUGUCAAUUCUUCAGUCCAGUCCAGUGUUUUAUUUGGUGAUUCAUUUUUUCCCCUUUAACUUUCAAGUGGCUUCACUGGAAACAACAGCCUUCCUCGAUCAACUCGCCAUUUUGUAUCAACUGAUAUACCAUUUCCUCUGAUCACAGAUUUCACUGUAGCCACCACUUGCAAUGGAGGACAGUGACCAUGAGGUUCAGUCUUCAUCAGAUGAGCGGGACUUCUGUCCUGUCUUCCCAUAUCCCAGUGGAGGUCAGGAUGCUGACCAGCAUUCAAGCCACUCCAAUGACUCUGAGGUGGAGAACAUUAUGCAAGACCCCUGCCAUCAUGUAGAACAUGACCACCUUGAGCUUGACCGUGACCGUGACCACAGUCCACAGCUGCAGCAUCAUGGCCACGAGGCCCAUGAUGCAGAAUGGGAAGCUGCGGGCCAAGACCGCCCACACACGCCAUCGUAUUUGCGUCCCCCUGUGGCUGGUAGGGCACAGUCAGAGUCAGGUUCUGAGGCCAGUUUGCCGCUGAGCAAAAGUGUGGAGUUUGACUUACCUUCCCCGGUCAGUCCCUGCAGGCCCAAAAGUCCAUGGGCACGUUUCGACCCUUACAGCAAUAAUGAGGAUCAUGAUAAGGAAUAUGUAGGUUUUGCCACGCUGCCAAACCAGGUGCACCGGAAAUCAGUCAAGAAAGGAUUCGACUUCACACUAAUGGUGGCAGGGGAAUCUGGCCUUGGAAAAUCCACUCUGGUCAACAGCCUCUUCCUCACAGAUCUUUACAAAGAUAGGAAGCUGCUCAAUGCUGAAGAACGAAUCAUGCAAACAGUAGAAAUCACCAAGCACACUGUCGAUAUAGAAGAAAAAGGAGUCAAACUAAAGCUGACCAUAGUGGACACUCCAGGGUUUGGGGAUGCUGUCAACAACACAGAAUGCUGGAAGCCGGUAGCCGACUACAUCGACCAGCAGUUCGAGCAAUACUUCAGGGACGAGAGCGGUCUGAACCGCAAAAACAUCCAGGACAACCGCGUGCACUGCUGCCUCUACUUCAUCUCCCCCUUCGGGCAUGGUCUUAGGCCACUAGAUGUGGAAUUUAUGAAAGCCCUGCACGAGAAGGUCAACAUCGUCCCGGUGUUGGCCAAAGCAGACACACUCACUCCCAGUGAAGUGAAGAAGAAGAAAAUAAAGAUUAGAGAAGAGAUCGAUCAGUAUGGCAUCAAAAUAUACCAGUUUCCUGACUGUGACUCUGAUGAAGAUGAUGACUUUAAGCAACAGGAUCACGAACUGAAGGAAAGCAUUCCAUUUGCCGUCAUUGGCAGCAACACAGUAGUGGAAGCCAAAGGGAAGAGGGUGCGAGGGCGUCUCUACCCAUGGGGGAUCGUAGAAGUUGAAAACUCGGCACACUGUGACUUUGUGAAGUUGAGGAACAUGCUGGUUCGCACCCACAUGCAGGACCUGAAGGACGUGACGCGGGAGACCCACUACGAGAACUACAGGGCCCAGUGCAUCCAGAGCAUGACCCGCAUGGUUGUAAAGGAGCGCAACCGCAAUAAGCUAACCAGAGAGAGCGGCACCGACUUCCCCAUCCCCGGCGUGGGCGACGUCACGGACAGCGAGACGGAAAAGCUGAUUCGUGAGAAAGAUGAGGAGGUACGGCACACCGACCACCAAACGGAAUUGCAUCAGCCUCACCACCAUCACCACGAGCACCACGAGUCAGAAUAUGCUUUUGAGCACCACGAACACUUUGAACCUCAACCCAACCCUGAGGCACGCUUGCAUCUGGAAGACGAGGCCCUUUAAGUGUCGUUUGCUCACACGUUUAGCCACAAGCACCCGCCUAGUCAUGUUUUAUCCUCAUUUGAAACUACUCACUUGUCCUCACUAGACACUUUCAUUAAGGCUGCACAUAUGCUCACUAUUUAUUUAUUUAUUUAUUUAUUUAAUUUGUUUAUUUAUUUAUGCAUUCAUUCAUUCAUUCAUUCAUUCAUUCAUUCAUUUAUUCUUCUCUUCUUCUCUGGCUAUUUUCUUGUUGGUCAUCCUGUCACUGUUUUUAUAUUCACUGCUCAUAAUCACUAGUUAUGUUUCUUUUGGUCAUAUUGUCAUUGGUCAUUUUCUCACUUGUCUUGUUGUCACUGAUCAUUUUCCUCACUGGUGGUCUUCUCACAGUAUCAUUUUGAGGUUUUAACCUUUAACCUUUUAACAUCAUACUACACUCUACGAGUAAUACUUGUCAGCUACAAAGCAAGAGUUUGAUUUCCGUGAAUGUUGAUGAGCAAUGCUUCCUUUAGCCUCGAGCCUAUUUAACAUUAUUAAUCAAUGGGAGCUAAAUAUUUUUCGUGUCAGCAAAGUUAGUCAGCCAAGGUUGGCAUACUUUAUGGAAAAGUCUCUAUCUCUAUUUUUUAUUACAUUCAUUAUAUAUGUAUAUUAUAUUUAACUUAAUACACCCUCAACUUAAUUGGUGUGAUUCAUUUUUAUUAGUCAACAAAGUCGAUGCCCAUCCUUUAUUCACUAAAUUCUUGAGUGGGCCGUCAUUCAUGAAUAACUAGUCACUUUUAUUAAGUUUAUUACUUAAUGUAUUUAUUAAGUUACUGAGUCACGUUGGUCCUAAUUUACAUAAAUUAAUGCGCUCCAAUGCCUUUAUGAGGGCAUAGCAGUGGAGUGGCGUGUGCACGUAAUACAUGUUAUUUAGUGCUGGCCGGUUUAGUCAACCCCACCGCCUUCCGUCAGUGGUUUAGCAUCUCGUCAUAUUUUUAGGUUUAUACUUUGAUUCUCACGAUCUCAGACUUUAACCUUACUUGUUCGCCUUACUGUUAAACAGUUUCUGUAAUAGUUUCACAAUACUCACAGCCUAACGCGUCCUUCCUUAUAUAGUAAAUAGGGGCGUUACCUAUGCUAAUUAGCAGCAGCUAGCGUAAUGUCGAGUGGCACAGGUGCCCUCAAUCAAGCGCCGUUUACGUCUGAAUCCAAUUUAGAUCAUUUUGAAGAGCAUUGUCAGGAGUCUGUUGGUGAGUGGGGUCCAUUUAUCCAAACAAACAGCAUCGACACUUGAUAUUUAAAAUAGUUGAACGUACAUAGCCAGAGUUGGCAUGUUAGCUUUUUCUGCCAUCUUUGUUUGUACGCCAGGUGACCUGUUAUCACAGACCACCUGCGAAAUGUGACGACGUCCCGUAACAGCUGGGUCAAAAGGUCGACAUUUUCAAAUAUGAAAGCUACUUUGUUAAAUUACGUUGUUACAUUGUUGAAUUUUGGUUGCAUAAAUUCACAAAACUGCUCUCAGUAGGAUACGGUGUAACGCUACAUCGCUACAGUACAUACAGUAAUAUACUGCACAGCUAAUUGUUAGUAGUUGACAGUCAGCAGUACUGCAUAGUCUUUAAAAUACAAACAGUGUUGAUGUAUUUCUUGUAUUGGGCGUACCUCAUGUUGUGUCCCGUGAUGAUUAUUAUUAUUAUUAUUAUUAUUUACUAUUUAUUUAGCAAAUGCUGCACCUGCUUGGCCCUUUUAUUCCCACAUAGCUCAUAUUUUUCCCAUCAAAUAAAAAGACAAUUGCUACUACU
Dunckerocampus dactyliophorus (ringed pipefish) is the source of this 8977-nucleotide messenger RNA. RefSeq names its product septin 4b (gene septin4b). The transcript is spliced from 12 exons. Lineage: Eukaryota; Metazoa; Chordata; Actinopteri; Syngnathiformes; Syngnathidae. Gene Ontology annotation, biological process: cytoskeleton-dependent cytokinesis; regulation of exocytosis. The record is from RefSeq and is a predicted model, not a curated record. Gene Ontology annotation, cellular component: septin complex; synaptic vesicle; microtubule cytoskeleton. Gene Ontology annotation, molecular function: GTPase activity; molecular adaptor activity; GTP binding. Bases 5604 to 7220 code for a protein of 538 amino acids.